AUGUCUAUGGUAACUAACGUUGUGUUAGCGAAAAGCCGACUCCAGAUUGCAACUUGUUCUCUACCUUCCCAGACUGUCACCAAGGUGACUACGGUGACCGCACCAGUAGUGAAGAAGACUGUCACUGUGACUUCUACACUCACCAACUCCUUGAUUCGCACGACCACAUCUACAACUAUCAAAGUCGACGCGUCCACUUCGACUGAACGGGCUACCACAACCACAACGGCAACCCUUCUCAAUACUGUGACUACGACUACGUCCGGCGUCACAACUGUGACAUCACCUUAUCAAGAGCAAGCAUCUAUUUGCACAACGGCUGCAAUCAUCCCCCGGGAUUACGGCUACGGCUCAAACAAUCAGAGUCCUCUUCCGAAGGAUUGUUCGUGCUACUUGACAUCAAUAACGACGUGCGGCACGACAACAGUCUACAGUACUACGAGCAAGGCUGCAGCCACUGCCACUGCCACUGUCACAACCUUUGUGACUGUCACAAAAGUCUCUACUCUACAGACCGUUCGAGUUGUUUGGUGUGAAGAGCUGGUCCGCAACUACGGAAAAAGAUGGUGA
Messenger RNA from Dothidotthia symphoricarpi CBS 119687, 570 nucleotides. RefSeq lists its product as uncharacterized. The transcript has 5 exons. Bases 1 to 570 code for a protein of 189 amino acids. The record is from RefSeq and is a predicted model, not a curated record. NCBI's taxonomy places the organism in Eukaryota, Fungi, Ascomycota, Dothideomycetes, Pleosporales, Dothidotthiaceae.